UCGACACUAGUGAUGCUUCAACACGUUUCUUAUUUCUCUCUUCUUUUUCUUGGACUUGUCUUCCACCCUUUUGAAUCUUCCUUCCUCCUCUAUCUAGAGACGGAAUAAUAAUCUUACAAAAAGUAAGAAAGUAGGUUUUUAUCUGAUACUUUCAUACAUACACCAACAAAAGCAGAUCUCCAAUUUCUCAAUAUAUAAAAAGAUGAAGAAAGUGAUUCUGAAGUUGGAGUAUUUCGACGAGAAAAUCAAGCAAAAGGCCAUGAAAAAAGUGUCUGGUCUUGAUGGGGUUGAAUCAAUUUCGAUAGACUCAAAAGAGAAGAAAUUAACAAUAACAGGGAACAUAGAUCCAGUGUCACUAGUUUCCAAAUUGAGGAAGCUUUGUCACACUGAUAUCGUCUCUGUUGGACCAGCAAAAGAGCCUGAGAAAAAGAAAGACGAUGGCGGCAAAAAGGAGGAAGGUAAAAAAGACGAUGCUAAAAAGGGCGACGAGAAAAAGGGAGGAGAUGAGAAGAAGAAAGAUGGAAAAGAUGAAACUCCUCCAGCAAUAAAGGCUUUCCCGGCUCCUAUGUUUUAUCACUAUCAACAACCUUAUCAACCCCCUAUUCCUGCUUAUUAUCACCAUCGAAGUGUCGAAGAGGAUCCAAAUUCUUGUGUUAUUUGCUAAAGCUCUUCAUGAUGGAUCUAAAUUCAUACCCCGUUACUACUAUUAUGUAUAUUUCUGUGAGUUUUGAGAGUCAUUAAGAAGAAAAAAAAUAUCCUGUACAAAUUUUUGUUUUCUUUUUACUACCCCUCACAUUUUUGUUCUAGUUCAAUAAUUUUGUUUAAUUAAACGGUUCAUCAGAACAUCUCUUUAUUGAUGCAUAUAUUGGAAUGUUGGUUUGAUA
Solanum dulcamara is the source of this 884-nucleotide messenger RNA. Its product is annotated as heavy metal-associated isoprenylated plant protein 39-like. Gene Ontology annotation, molecular function: metal ion binding. NCBI's taxonomy places the organism in Eukaryota, Viridiplantae, Streptophyta, Magnoliopsida, Solanales, Solanaceae. The transcript has 3 exons. The record is from RefSeq and is a predicted model, not a curated record. Bases 203 to 664 code for a protein of 153 amino acids.